Messenger RNA from Lodderomyces elongisporus, 2109 nucleotides. RefSeq names its product Zcf21p (gene ZCF21). NCBI's taxonomy places the organism in Eukaryota, Fungi, Ascomycota, Pichiomycetes, Serinales, Debaryomycetaceae. The record is from RefSeq and is a predicted model, not a curated record. The transcript has a single exon. Gene Ontology annotation, molecular function: zinc ion binding; DNA-binding transcription activator activity, RNA polymerase II-specific. Bases 1 to 2109 code for a protein of 702 amino acids. Gene Ontology annotation, biological process: regulation of transcription by RNA polymerase II.
AUGUACCAUUACCCAAAUUACCCAAAUUACCAAAACCAGUAUCAGCAACCACCGCAGCAGCAUUAUUUACCACUGCUAUCCCAAGUACAACAACCACAACCACAACAACAACAACAACAACAACAACAACAACAACAACCACAACAACAACAGCAAGUAUACCAUCAACAAAUUUAUCCUCCACCCCCACCACCAUCUCAUUUGCUUCAUCAACCUCAACAACAACAACAACAACCACACCCAAAUUAUAUAACCACUACAUCUGCACAGCCACUUACACAGCCACAAACACAAUCUACACAUACACCACCACCACCACCAGGUAUACUCACAAGCUUCAAUAACAAUACAAACACACAACAAAAUACACCCCAAUCAUCAGUUUCUCCACAAAAGCAUGAUUUACACUCAAAUUCAAUACCAAGAAGAAAAAAGAACUCUAGACGUAAACAUCGUAACUCACAUUUAGGCUGUGGAACAUGCAAGAAAAGACGUAUCAAGUGUGACGAAUCAUUACCAUCAUGUAUGAACUGUAUAAAGGGAAAACUACAUUGCGCAUACCUCAAUUUGGACAAUAACGCAAGACUGGCUCUAAGAUUAGCACAAUAUAACCAAAAUAUGAGGCAGGAUAAACUAGAACAAGGAAUAAGACCCAUGCCACCAGCACAAGAAUUGCACCACCAGCACCAGCAACAACAACAAAUACAAAUACAACAACAACAACAACAGGCACCAGCACCAGCACCAUCAUCAGUGUCAGUGCCAGGUCCACCUCUUCCUUCAGGACAGCUACAACAGCAUAUGAAUAUGGGUAUACCACAUCAGCAAAUACACCAAACACCACAAGGUCCUGUUCUAAUCACUGGAACCACACCUAUUGUAAUGGCACCAGCUGGAGGUGCGCAUCCACAAGUACAGCCACAAAUAUCAGGCCCAAUUGGUGUGACAACAGCAGCUCCGAUAAUACAAUCACCAUAUGGUCCAUUAGUUCCAAUGUUGACAACCACCGGUUCCAUUGUAUAUACCACAACAACACAACCACAACCACCUCAACAACCACAACCACCUCAACAGCAACAACAGCAACAACAGCAACAACCACAGCAACAACCACAGCAACAACAGCAACAACAACCACAAACAAUGUCAACUCCCCAGAAUAUACAAAUUUUGUCACAGCAACCUAUUCAAACGAUACCACUUUCACACUCACAAGUUGCUGCUCCACCAGCAAACCCUCAAUCAUUAUCGCUCCAACAAUCAGCAACUUUACAAAUACCACAUACUCAACAACAAUUGCCAACUACAUCUCCGGCAUCUAUACACCUGUCACACCUGUCGUACCUGAUGCCAGCACCUCCAGCGCCCUUGGCUCCCUUGGCUCCAACAUCACAACUGUCGCCAUCUACCACGUCCUCUACGCAGAAACCAUCAUCGACACCAAUCACAUCAUCAGCUGCAAACGCCGCUACUAUGGCAUCACAAGCUAUUAAUGUAUCACCACGUGAAAGUACCAAAUUACCAUCAAUUGUGCAUAAAAUCCCACACAUCCCAUCGAUCAAAACAUUUACACCUUCACCUCCAUUACCCCCACAACCACAAUCAUCAUCAUCAUCAACAUCAACAACGACGACGACGACCCUGGCAGUACAGCCACCAAAAAUUGAAAUACAUUCAAUUAGUGGAACACCACAGCCACCUCAAUUGGCAACAAAGAAUAUACAUAAACGAGUGAAGUCAUCUACUUCCUCUCCAGAAAAGUCUCCAAUCUUACCCAGUAUUGCUCAAAUCACCAAUGGCACACACAACUUUGGAAGUGGGAAUGGAAGCAGCUCCAACAGCAGUACAAACAGCACAACUAGCUCAAAUAGCACAAAUAGUCUUGGUGCACACUCUUUCUCAAGACCCAAUUCAGCAAAUCUUACUAAUCUAACCCCAUUGGCCUCAAUACCAAAACUGAGCAGUGGUGUAUCCGGAUUCGGUGGAUUACAUAUCCUGGACAAAAAAAGUGGCAGCGAGGAUAACGACUCCAAAAUUAAAUUGCCAGGAAUUAAUAGUUUGAAAAAAAAUGACGAGGAAAAAGUCUCGAUUCUGAAAUUGAUUACCUAG